Messenger RNA from Vigna umbellata (rice bean), 919 nucleotides. Its product is annotated as large ribosomal subunit protein eL18-like. The record is from RefSeq and is a predicted model, not a curated record. Gene Ontology annotation, cellular component: cytosolic large ribosomal subunit; ribosome. Gene Ontology annotation, biological process: translation. NCBI's taxonomy places the organism in Eukaryota, Viridiplantae, Streptophyta, Magnoliopsida, Fabales, Fabaceae. Gene Ontology annotation, molecular function: structural constituent of ribosome; RNA binding.
AACGGGUCGUGCGCGUAACCCGAAUUGAGUCUGGGCUUUUAACUUUGCGAAAAAGUGAUAAAUAAAUUCAUCAGACCCUCUCCAAAACCCUAGCACAAAUUUUUCCUUGGUGACGGCAUCAGCAGCAGCGUCGGCGGCGAGAAGCUACAUUCGCAAUGGGGAUCGAUUUGAAGGCAGGAGGUAAGUCCAAAAAGACCAAGCGAACCGCCCCAAAAUCCGAUGAUAUUUACCUCAAGCUCCUCGUCAAGUUGUACCGUUUUCUUGUUCGGAGGACUGGGAGUAAUUUCAAUGCCGUCAUUCUCAAGCGUCUUUUCAUGAGCAAGGUCAACAAGCCUCCGCUAUCCCUCUCCAGAUUGAUCCGUUACACCAAGGGAAAGGAGGAUAAGAUAGCUGUGGUCGUUGGGGCCGUGACCGAUGAUAUUCGUGUGUACGAGGUGCCUGCUCUGAAGGUAGCAGCACUGAGGUUCACUGAAACUGCCAGAGCUAGAAUUGAGAAAGUUGGCGGGGAAUGUCUCACCUUUGAUCAACUGGCUCUUAGAGCUCCUCUCGGCCAAAACACGGUUCUUCUUAGAGGUCCUAAGAAUGCUCGCGAGGCCGUCAAGCACUUUGGACCGGCUCCUGGUGUGCCCCAUAGCCACACCAAGCCCUAUGUCCGUUCAAAGGGACGGAAAUUUGAGCGGGCCAGAGGGAGAAGGAAUAGCAGAGGCUUUAGAGUUUGAGUUUUGUAGCUCAAACAUGAAGGAAUUUUCCUCUUACCUUGUGAUCAUUAUGUAUUGUUUUCUCGUGUUUUUUGAACAAUCGUUAAUUUUAGUUUUUACUUCUCCUUCCAAGGGAAAAAUAUUGAAGCUCCUUCCCCGAACAAUUUUGUUCUAGCAAACUACUUUUGAGAGGAUUAAUGAGUAAUUAUUUGCCUACUUAA